AUGGAGAGGGAGCGCCUGGGGGCUUUCAGGGAGAGGCAGCGCCUCGAGAGGGAGGCCGGCGUCCCUGGAGCCACAUCGGGCCGGGCCUGGGCUGAUGCGGCAGCCAGUGGGACGCUGCAGGAGGACAGGCACACAGCACCUGCGCCGGCCCCAUCUGAUGCCUUGUUGACCCGCCUCCGCUCCGACAUAGCAAAGUGGGACCGGCUGUAUGGCGCGGAGGGGUCGCCGCCUGACGCAGCGCGGCCCGUGCCCAGCUCCCACAUCCCCUGGCUCCCCUGCGACGCGGAGCGGUACCUGCAGUACCUUGCUCUGGUGCUGGAGCGCAGGGCACCCGGUCCUCCACCCGCCCCAACAUGCAAGAGAUCCGGACACGACAGGGCGCUGCGCCGCGCCUACGCGCGCGCCUGCCUGUGGUGGCACCCCGACAAGUUCGCGCAGCGCGUGGGCUGGCGGCUGGCGGCGGCCGAGCGCGAGGCCGUGCUGGCCAGGGUGCAGGACACCUUCCAGGCCGUCAGCGGGGCGUGGGCUGGCGCGGGGCUGAGGGACCUGCGGGGCGAGGAGGCGUGA
Auxenochlorella protothecoides is the source of this 567-nucleotide messenger RNA. RefSeq lists its product as hypothetical. NCBI's taxonomy places the organism in Eukaryota, Viridiplantae, Chlorophyta, Trebouxiophyceae, Chlorellales, Chlorellaceae. The coding region runs from base 1 to 567 and encodes 188 amino acids. The transcript is spliced from 2 exons. The record is from RefSeq and is a predicted model, not a curated record.